Molecule: messenger RNA, 624 nt
Organism: Xenopus tropicalis (tropical clawed frog)
Lineage: Eukaryota; Metazoa; Chordata; Amphibia; Anura; Pipidae
Exons: 6
Coding region: 49-402 (117 amino acids)
Source: RefSeq, a predicted model, not a curated record
AAAAGCAAGAAGAGAACCUUUCUGAAGAAGGAGCCUGAGAGAAACAAGAUGAACCCCAUGGUGCUGUGCUCUGUGUUUGUGGCUGCCAUACUUCAGGGCACUGUGUCUAACACUACAAAGAAGCUCGAUCCAGGCACUACAACUGUGAUGCCGAAUUUCAUACCUCCACUGUUAUACAGGCUGCAGUGCUACUCUUGUCAGACACGUUCUUGUCAUGUUUGGAAUAAAGUGACGUGUUCCUAUGGGGAUGUGUGUAUGGCAAUCUAUCGUAACUCAGCGCAGAAUGAAAACCGUUUGGUAUCCUGGAGUGGCUGCAAGAAAGGGCAAGAUUGCAAAUCAACACAGGGGGCCUUGGGAACAAAAAGAGUGCGGUGCUGCACAAGGAACUACUGCAAUAACUAAUGAGAAAAUCUUGAAUUGGAAAACAAACUGACUGUUAUAUGGAGAGAAACACUGUUCAAAGGUUAUUGCUUGCUAAAUGCAGGCAAGCAUUUCACCACUUUUGCCACUAGGAGGCCCUGCAUAAUGAUAAUCUAUGGACUCCACUUCUGUUUUUUUUUCCUGUUUGGAGCCAACAUAACGGCUGACGCUGCUCAUGUUAAUAAAGCUAAAUCUACAGAAAUA